AUGUUAUGGAUUGAUAAAUAUAAACCAACAUCAUUAGAUAAGAUGGAUUAUCAUAAUGAUAUAUCAAUAAAUUUAAAGAAUAUGAUUAAAAGUGGUGAUUUUCCACAUUUAUUAGUUUAUGGUCCAAGUGGAGCAGGUAAAAAAACAAGGAUUUUAGCGGUAUUACAAGAGAUAUAUGGACCAAAUGCAUUGAAAUUAAAGAUUGAUCAUAGAACAUUUAAACAUCCAACAAGUAGUAAGAAUAUACAGAUUACAACGAUUAGUAGUCAUUAUCAUAUAGAGAUUAAUCCAGGUGAGGCAGGAUCAUAUGAUCGUGUUGUAAUUCAAACCAUUAUUAAAGAGAUUGCACAAUCACCACCAAUCGAUAGUGGCUCAUUGGGCGCUUUUAAAAUUGUGAUUUUAAAUGAAGUUGACAAACUAUCGAAAGACGCCCAACAUGCACUCAGAAGAACUAUGGAGAAAUAUGCAACAUUCUGUCGUUUGAUCUUAUGUUGCGACUCGACUGCCAAAGUUAUUGACCCUAUCAAGUCGAGAUGUUUGGGUAUCAGGGUGCCUGCACCUUCGCAAGAGGAGAUUGAAAAGGUGCUUGCCAAAGUGGCAACCGCUGAAAAAUUUGAUUUGCCCUCGAAAUUGGCUGUAAACGUCGCUAAACAGUCUGGUGGCAAUUUACGUUACGCUCUUAUGUUAUUGGAAUCUCAGAAAGCAAAACAAUAUCCUUUCCAAUCUACGGAAUUACCAUUGUUGGAUUGGGAAAAUUACAUCUCUCAAAUCGUUAAGGAUUGCUUUGAGGAACAAUCACCUGCAAGACUUUCAAUAGUACGUGGUAAACUCUACGAAUUAUUAGGUCAUUGUAUUCCUCCAGAAUUAAUCUUUAAAACUUUAUUAUUAGAAAUCUUUAAAAAACUAGAUCAUAAUAUGAAAUUUGAAAUAAUUCAUUGGGCAUCUUAUUAUGAACACAGAUCACAAAUUGGUUCAAAGCCAAUAUUUCAUUUAGAAGCUUUUAUUGCCAAAUUUAUGAGUGUUUAUAAAAAAUAUAAUCAAUAA
Dictyostelium discoideum AX4 is the source of this 1044-nucleotide messenger RNA. It is a transcript of the gene rfc3, whose product is annotated as replication factor C subunit. The record is from RefSeq and is a predicted model, not a curated record. Gene Ontology annotation, cellular component: nucleus; protein-containing complex; chromosome. The coding region runs from base 1 to 1044 and encodes 347 amino acids. Lineage: Eukaryota; Evosea; Eumycetozoa; Dictyosteliales; Dictyosteliaceae. Gene Ontology annotation, molecular function: DNA binding; ATP-dependent activity, acting on DNA. Gene Ontology annotation, biological process: DNA replication; DNA strand elongation involved in DNA replication; DNA repair. The transcript is spliced from 3 exons.